Messenger RNA from Schizophyllum commune H4-8, 874 nucleotides. Its product is annotated as Adaptor protein complex sigma subunit. Gene Ontology annotation, biological process: intracellular protein transport; vesicle-mediated transport. The transcript is spliced from 6 exons. The record is from RefSeq and is a predicted model, not a curated record. Gene Ontology annotation, cellular component: membrane coat; intracellular membrane-bounded organelle. Lineage: Eukaryota; Fungi; Basidiomycota; Agaricomycetes; Agaricales; Schizophyllaceae. The coding region runs from base 95 to 640 and encodes 181 amino acids.
GGCAGAAACGCUCACUGUCAACCCACCCAUUGCUCUUCCUGCGUGGAUGUGAAGGCCCUACGCCCAUCUCAACACCAUCUCGUCUUUCCUCACGAUGAUUCAUGCAGUGCUAAUCUUCAACACCUCCGGCCUUCCUCGACUCACCAAAUUCUAUACACCAUUGCACCAAUCCAGCCAAACCAUCGUGCAGAAGAUCUUCUCAUUAAUCAGCACACGACCCGCUGGUCUCUGCAACUUCCUCGACGCCCCCGAAUUAGAGGACAUCCUCGGGACGAAGGGUGACUCGGACGAUAGGCGGAAGAUCGUGUAUAGGAAUUAUGCGACGCUAUAUUUUGUUUUUGUUGUGGACGGCGCGGAGAGCGAGUUGGGAAUAUUGGAUUUGAUACAGGUCCUCGUCGAGUCGCUCGACAGAGCAUUUGAGAAUGUUUGCGAGCUGGACCUGGUCUUCCACUUUGAUGAGGUUCACCACAUCUUGAGCGAAAUUAUACAAGGCGGGCUCGUCCUUGAGACGAACGUAGAAGAAAUCGAUGCGAAUGUCCGACUAGCAGCAAGACUCCGGAAAGAGUCGUUCGCGUCAUCAAAUCCUUUAGCUGGUGGUAUUGGGGGCAGUAUCAUCGGUCAGAAGAGUGGCAUGCGAUAAGUUGUACAUCUAGCUACGGCUAUACGAAUGAGGUUGCCCGCGGGGCCUUCAAACUAUGUAGCGCUGGAUCCUGCAAGCCCCUUCGCCUCGCCUCUCCUUCAAAUGUGUCUCCAGCCAUUUCAAGCAUCUCAAGAAUGAUGUAAGCGAAUUACGAGGGCCCCGGAGUCGGGUGUGAAGGCCCGGGAGUGGGCUGCGAAGCGGCGGGCGUAGGCGCAUCUCGCAAGGUUCCCUGCC